AUGGCUCCCGCUCCCGGCAUGGCACCCUACUCCGAUGAGCCGACCGGUCCCUUCCACAGACCAGAACACAACGACGAGAGCACAGGCAGGAUGUCGCACGAAUCUGAGUCCUCGGUGUCUACCACGAGUAUCGUCUUCGAUCGGAUCGAGGAGCGCCUCGCUGCCAAGGAGGGCCACUUCGAGCUCGACGACCACGACCCCAUGAAGGAGGCCGACGACGACGACAAUGACCUCGAGACUGGUCGCUUCCUCGGUGGGAGAUCCAGCACCCAAGAGGAAGAUUUCCCAGCCAAAAACGAUGGCAUGAACCGGGGGAUGCGCAGGACGCUGAUCAUCGUGGCCGGGCUCUUGAUCUCGGCGUGGGUUGUCGGUCUCUUCUUUUACGUUUCCCACAAGUCCUAUAAGCCCGCCUCCCAGAUCGAACACGACCCUCAGGCGACUGUCGUGCAAGGGACUGGGAAGCAAGUGACGCUCGAUCAGGUUAUGGGCAGCUACUGGCGUGCUGAAAGUCACUCCAUAAGCUGGAUCGAAAGCCCGGACGGUGAAGAUGGGCUAUUGCUUCUGAAGGACGGCCCCGGAAAGGACUUUCUCGUUGUUGAGGAUGUACGGACCCAGAACAGCGCUGGCGUGAAUGCCGCUGUGGACGUUGCGAGCAGCAGAACGUUAAUCAAGGAAAGGCACUUUGACUUUGGCGGCCAGACGCACACUCCUGGAAGGGUAUGGCCAAGCAAGGACCUCAAGAAGGUGUUGAUUGCAACAAAUCUGGAGGCCAACUGGCGCCACUCGUUCUAUGCCUCCUACUGGGUCUUCGAUGUCGACAUGCAAAUAGCAGAGCCCCUUAUUCCUGGCGAGCCAAACGUCCGCGUUCAGCUUGCCCAGUGGAGCCCUACCAGCGAUGCUAUUGCCUAUGUCAGAGACAACAACUUGUUCCUGCGCAGCCUCAAGCACGACAAGGUUGUCCAGAUCACCAAGGAUGGCGGUGCUGAGGUGUUCAACGGUGUUCCUGACUGGGUAUACGAAGAGGAAGUCUUCUCGGGCAACAGCGCUACCUGGUGGUCCGAGGAUGGCAACUACAUCGCCUACUUGCGCACCAACGAGACGGGCGUCCCUGAGUAUCCUGUUCAGUACUUCCUCUCCAGGCCCAGCGGCACGGAACCGGCACCCGGCGAAGAGUCGUACCCCGAGGUCAGGCAGAUCAAGUAUCCCAAGGCUGGUGCUCACAACCCCGUCGUCAACCUCAAGUUCUACGACGUGGCCCGCGAUGAGAGUUUCACAGUGGAAAUCUCUGGCCGGUUCGCGGAUGAUGAUCGCCUCAUCACAGAGGUGGUCUGGGCUGGUGGCCAAGUUAUCGUCAAGGAAACAAACAGAGUCAGCGACGUCCUCAGGGUCGUCCUUGUUGACGUCGCUGCGCGCACUGGCAAAGCAGUUCGCGAGCUGGACGUCAAGGCCAUCGAUGGUGGCUGGUUCGAGAUUACGCACAAGACCAAGUACAUUCCAGCUGACCCUUCCAAGGGGCGUGAGCAGGACGGUUACAUCGACAUGGUGAUCCACGAUGACAACGAUCACCUCGCCUACUUCACGCCAUUGAACAACUCGGAACCAAUCAUGUUGACUUCUGGACAUUGGGAAGUUGUCGACGCCCCCUCCACCGUUGAUUUGGAUAACAACAUUGUCUAUUUUGUCGCAACCAAGGAAUCUUCUAUCCAGCGCCAUGUCUACCAGGUCGAUCUGUCGGGCAACAACCUGAAAGCGGUGACCGACACGGGCAGUGAAGGCUAUUACGACAUUUCGUUUUCGGCCGGGACAGGGUAUGCCCUUCUAUCUUACAGAGGUCCCAACAUUCCCUGGCAAAAGGUUAUCAGCACUCCAGCAAACGCACACAAAUACGAGCACAUGGUGGAGGAGAACAAGGAACUGGCAAAGAGUGCCAGGGAAUACGAGCUCCCUAUCAAGAUCUACGGCACCAUCAAGGUUGACGGUGUUGAACUCAACUAUGUUGAGCGUCGCCCACCACACUUUGACAAGAACAAGAAGUAUCCAGUUCUGUUCCAGCAAUACAGCGGCCCUGGGUCUCAGAGCGUUAACAAACGGUUUACUGUCGACUACCAAUCCUAUGUCGCCGCCGGCUUAGGUUAUGUGUGCGUAACUGUUGAUGGCCGCGGAACUGGUUUCAUUGGACGCAAGAACCGUGUAAUCAUCCGCGGGGACCUUGGAAAGUGGGAAGCCCAUGAUCAGAUCGCUGCUGCCAAGAUCUGGGCGUCGAAGAGCUAUGUUGACGAGGAAAGACUGGCCAUUUGGGGCUGGAGUUUCGGUGGAUUCAACACCCUCAAGACUCUCGAGCAGGAUGGUGGACGGACCUUCAAGUACGGCAUGGCCGUUGCCCCAGUCACCGACUGGAGAUUCUACGACAGCAUCUACACCGAAAGAUACAUGCUUACGCCUCAGACCAACGGGCAUGGUUACGAUACAAGCGCCAUCAACAACGUCACGGCUCUGAAGCAGAGCGUCCGUUUUCUCAUGAUGCACGGUGUUGCGGAUGACAAUGUGCACAUGCAGAACUCCCUGACGCUACUCGACAAGCUAAAUAUGGUUGGCGUUGAGAAUUAUGAUGUUCACGUCUUCCCAGACAGUGACCACGGGAUUUAUUUCCAUAACGCCAACCGGAUUGUUUACGACAAGUUGACCAACUGGCUCAUCAAUGCCUUCAACGGAGAAUGGAUCAAGGUUGCCAAUGCAAAGCCUCAAAAGAAGAGGAGCAUACAGCCUAUUCUUCCAAUUCUAUAG
This is a messenger RNA of Podospora anserina S mat+, 2784 nucleotides long. RefSeq lists its product as uncharacterized. Lineage: Eukaryota; Fungi; Ascomycota; Sordariomycetes; Sordariales; Podosporaceae. Gene Ontology annotation, molecular function: dipeptidyl-peptidase activity; serine-type peptidase activity. Bases 1 to 2784 code for a protein of 927 amino acids. The record is from RefSeq and is a predicted model, not a curated record. The transcript is spliced from 2 exons. Gene Ontology annotation, biological process: proteolysis.